This is a messenger RNA of Oenanthe melanoleuca, 3204 nucleotides long. It is a transcript of the gene GCNT4, whose product is annotated as glucosaminyl (N-acetyl) transferase 4. Gene Ontology annotation, molecular function: acetylglucosaminyltransferase activity. The coding region runs from base 943 to 2310 and encodes 455 amino acids. The transcript is spliced from 5 exons. NCBI's taxonomy places the organism in Eukaryota, Metazoa, Chordata, Aves, Passeriformes, Muscicapidae. The record is from RefSeq and is a predicted model, not a curated record. Gene Ontology annotation, cellular component: membrane.
CCGCUCCGCCCCCGAGGGGCAGCCGUGGGGAAGUCGGUGCCGCGUUUGCCGGAGGGGCGGCGUGGAGGCGGCGGGUUCCUCCCGCUCCCAGGUGCUGGCGGGCACCUCGCCGUCACCUCCCACUCGUCCUCCUCCUCCUGCCCGCCAGGUUUCGGGGCGGGCGGCGGCCCUUCUUUUUUCCUCCACGUCACGGAGGAAAAUGCUGUGCCGCACACACAUCGCACGCCCCGUGCACACAAGAGCGCCCCUUGGAGCCGAGCAGGGCGCCGGCCCGGGACGGCCGCGAUCCGCUCGGGUGAGUGCGGGCCGGCGGGCACAUCCCGGGACAGCGGCAGCGAGGGCUCCCGGCCGCGGAGCUGAGCCCGAACUUCGCGGAGCGCCGCGCUGGGGUGGCGGCAGCUCCCGUCCUCCUCCCGGCGGCUUCGCCAGGGGCGCAAAUUUGGAUGCUCGGCCGUAGCGGCGGAGUUUGGGAGGAGGAGGAGGAAAGGGCGGCACUGUGUGACUCCGCGGGAGCGCAGCGGGCGGUGCUGUGCGGGGAGACAGGGCCGGGCCGGGCGCGGCGCUGGAGGCGGCCGGAGCGGGAGGGUCCGUGCCGGUGCUGCGGGAGAGCUCAGAAAUAGUGUCAUCCCAACUACUUCUGUAUGUCUGACUUCAUAUGCACUUGAAGCCCUGAAAACUGAUGGAGGCUGCUGGCAGUGGCAGGAUGGAGCAGGCACUAGGACUUGGUUUGCCCACCGAGCUGAUGUCCUGGGACAGAGCAUCCUAGAGAGGGGAAGAGACCACAGCAAAGUCCAGGAGGGUCUGCUUUGGAGGCCAGAAGUCCCACUGCUGCUUUUACAGAUCUUCACAGAAAAGAAGAUUUUUUUAGUUAUUAAAAGCAUAUCUGGAGACUGUUUCUAAAACCUGCAGAGAGUUACUCAGCUUUGGUUUCUACAAAAUAGAAUGAAGAGACACAAGUGGUCCUACAAAUGUCCCUCACAAAGGAAGAUCUUGAUUCUGUGUGUUACUGGGUGGUUGAUUGCACUGCUGAAGCUCCUCCAUGUCGAAAGACACUUUUUUCCCUCUAAAGGCAUUUACUUAGUUGAGCACUUCUUGAGCACUUCUUCUUAUGUUAGAAACAGAUAUUCAUACCCUAGAAAUGAGUUUCAGUAUGAAAUUAAUUGUUCUUCUAUAUAUGAACAAGAUCCUCGUGAAAUUGGCAAGAGUUUAGAGAUAAGAAGAAAAGAAAUUGUUGAUUUAGCUGAUGAAGAUGUUGUAGCAAUGACAAGUGACUGUGAUGUGUAUCGUUCACUUAGGAAAUACCAGCUAAAACCUGUUUCUCCAGAGGAGGAGGGUUUUCCAAUUGCCUAUUCUUUGGUUGUUCACAAAGAUGCAGCGAUGGUAGAAAGGCUCAUACAUUCAUUGUACAGUCAUCAAAAUAUUUACUGCAUCCAUUAUGACCAAAAAGCAGCAAAAAGCUUCAAAUCUGCUUUGAACAAUCUAGCUAAAUGUUUCCCAAAUAUUUUCAUUGCAUCAAAAUUGGAGACAGUGGACUACGCACAUAUUUCACGCCUGCAAGCAGAUUUCAAUUGUUUGUCUGAUUUGAUGGAGUCUCCAGUUCCUUGGAAGUAUGUUAUCAAUUUGUGUGGCCAAGAUUUCCCUUUGAGAUCAAAUUUCCAGUUGGUUGCUGAACUGAAGAAACUUGGUGGAGGAAACAUGUUGGAAACUUCAAAGCCAAGCAGCAGCAAAAGAGAACGAUUUACUUACCACUAUGAACUUAUGAAAGUGCCUUAUGAAUACAUGCAGAUGCCUGUAAAAACCAACAUUUCCAAGAAUCCGCCACCUCAUGAUAUUGAGAUAUUUGUAGGCAGUGCCUAUUUUGUUUUAAGCCGAGAAUUUAUUCAAUAUACCCUUGAAAGCUCACUUGUGAAAGACUUUUUUGAGUGGUCAAGGGACACAUACUCUCCAGAUGAACAUUUCUGGGCUACUCUUGUACGUGUCCCCGGGGUCCCUGGGGAAGUUCCAAGGUCAUCCCAGGAUGUAACAGACUUGCAAAGCAAAACUCGUCUGGUGAAAUGGAAUUAUCUGGAAGACUACUUGUACCCUCCGUGCACUGGUACCCACCUGCGCAGUGUCUGCAUCUAUGGGGCUGGAGAGCUGAGAUGGCUUCUGAAUUACGGACACUGGUUCGCCAACAAGAUUGACUCCAAAGUAGAUCCUGUCCUGGUAAAAUGCUUGGCAGAAAAGGUGGCAGAGCAACAGGAGGAGUGGGUACAUUUGUCCUCUGAUAAACACUUUCUGCACUUGAGUUCUACGGAUGCCUUGACAUAGCAGUGCUGUGUUCCCUGCUGUGAGUGCUGUGUGCUCAGCGCCUGCAGUUCUGCUGCCUUGACCUGCUGCAGGAUGGCAGUGACAGAAAAGUCCAUUCUAUGUGACAUCCAGGGCCCUGCACAGCCGGGUGCCUGGCUAUUUAUUUAUGAAAAUUCACUUCUCUCUGAUUAACUGUUUUGCCACAAUAAACCUGUAAUUGUCUUCAGGGUGAUUCUGAGAUGUGAAGUUUGCUUUUGGAGGCUCUCGUGCUGUCUGUCCAGUGGAGUAUUUCAGAAAUGUAUUUUACUUCAAGUAAAAGAAGCUCCAGCAGUUCUGUCUGCCUGCCCUCUUUUCCUUCACUUUUGCUUUUCUUUAAGGAAUAAAUGGAAGACCUCUGUAUCUGCUACCUCAGGAAAACUGUAAGUGCCCAUCUCACAGAAAAAACCAAGAGAUCAGCAUGACACCAAAUGACCCAUGUGACCUCACCUGAAGUUCCACACCUCUCAUCUAUGGGAGCUGCAUAGAUCUUUGCAAUGUGAAUGAGACUGGAUGAUAGAUCCCAUGUACUGCAUUGUGUGUACCAUUGUUCUCCCUGCUAACCUGUGCAUUGCUUUUCCUUCUACAAAGCGUGUGAUCAGGUGCUGUGCCAACACUGUUGGUUUCACAUACAGUGAAAGUUGGUUGAGGCAGUUGUGCACUGCUGAGUGCUCACAGCUGUGUGUUCUCCAAAGGCAGAGUACAUGCCUGCCCUAAGGGCAGUCUCUGCACCCACUUGGGGGAGGUUUCCGUGACAAAAGAGGUCAAUCUUCAUUCCUGUCUCAGCCUGUGAGAAUAUCUUUCUCUGAAAUCCCAGUCCUCUUGAUACAUUAUGUCUACCCACAGUGGAUAACAAGUGCUAUUUCUGCUUGGUGUUCA